Messenger RNA from Endocarpon pusillum Z07020, 948 nucleotides. RefSeq lists its product as uncharacterized. NCBI's taxonomy places the organism in Eukaryota, Fungi, Ascomycota, Eurotiomycetes, Verrucariales, Verrucariaceae. The record is from RefSeq and is a predicted model, not a curated record. The coding region runs from base 1 to 948 and encodes 315 amino acids. The transcript is spliced from 2 exons.
AUGCAGCCCAAGCGCGAUCUGGAGCUUCUCGCGAGCCCGUUCUGCUCUCUGUCUCGCCAACAAGACUUCAAUAUCUGGCUCAAAUUCCGGCUUCAUCAUCAACAGCCAAUCACGGUGACUACGACGGGCUCUAUCUCCGACCCGGCCGCGACGUUCACCAAGGGCAGGAUCGAAAUCCUCGACGCUGAAACAGGCGAGAUGCACAAGCAUCAACCCAACAUUUCGGAUGGGUUUGCGAAGCGGUAUCCUGGAAAAUACCCGGCGCAACCAGAUGUCCCAGCGCAAUCUGAUCCCAUCGAGGUAAACCUGCUCGGCAAAAAUGCUCCCAGCUUCACUACCCGUCCAGCACUACCUCUACCGCCGCCCGUCACCGCCUCCUUAUCAACAUCUACACCAACCUGCUCGCUAACCGGCAACCCGCCCUCCCCCAUCUCCCUCGACUGGAAGCUAGCCCCAACAACGGGCCCAGAGCCAUCUGCGCGCUCCAACCGCGAGAACGAGGCCACAACAUCGGCGUCGAGAUCCGCGACCCGGAGAGAAAACGGCCGGCGCAUCAGCCCUCCCUCUAACCAACUCUCCCAAGAAGAAGACGAAGACGAAGAAGAAAAAGGAGACGACCCGCCCGACGAGGAAGUCCUCUUACGACUCCGAGACGGAAACCCCGUCCGACAGUCAUACACCUUCACCGUCAACCCCAAGCAGAACGGCCUCGUCAACGCCGAGACCUGGAACCUGGUGAGCGGGAAAGACUUACGAGCUGACGCCGAGGAGGUGCCAGUGGGGUAUGGGCUGUAUGAGGACGCGGUGGUGCUCGAUGAGGCGAGGUUGAGAGCCAGGCUGGGUGGAGAAACGCGAGUGCAAUUCCCAGUCGGGCGGCUCGGAUCGAGUUCGGCGCUGCGGCGCUGCGUGAUUGCUGCUGUCUGCUACCUGCUCUCUGCUCUCUGUUGA